AUGGCGUUUUCGCUACGCUCGCGUGCGGCGGCGGCGGUGCUGCAGCUGAUUUUCACGAUACUCAUCGGCUGCGUCCUGUGUUCCGGUUCCGCGACGGUGGAGGGGCACAACGACCGCCUGCCGCAGCCCAGCUGGAGCCGCACCUGCACCUCCCCGUACGAGGUAUGCUCCACCAUCGAGGUGUACCAGUAUUGGGAGGAGAAGAAGAAUCGCUUGAGUUUCACUGUGGAUGCAAUGAUGAAAGACCCGAACGCGAAGAACGUGCUCACCGUGUGGAUGUUGAUGGAUGACCCCAAUGUCAACGUGGCGAAGGACAUCUUCCGUGAGAACAUAAACGUUGUCAUUGUGCGCCCGCGCGGCUCAAAGCAAACGCCAUCGUUCAUGACGUGCCCGAAUACCUCGAACCCCUACAACAAGCAGUGCUGGAUGUCAGAGGCCUGCGCGGCGGAGCUAGCGGCGGCAGCGAGCAGCAAGAGCAACCCUCUUAACAUGUCGCACUACUCGGCGAACCAGGUAGCGCACGAUCUCGACUGGGCGCUGCGCACCCUCGGCGAUGGCCGACCCAAUGUGGUCUUGGGCCAGGGCCUGAGCAGCAUGUUGGUUCUUCGUCUCCUGCAGUAUCACCAAGACACCAAGGCAGCAGUGGUACUGUUAGACUACGUGCACCCGCUCAUGUUCGACGUUUACAAUUACUUUGGCGGCGGCAGCAUGGUCGCUGCCCUGCAGCACGUCCUUACCAUGUGUGAUGACCAGGCAGCUUGUGUGGGACGACUGGGCGCAGCGGAGGGGUCGUGGAACCGUUUGUUGACGGUCAUACAUAUGGCGAAAGAGGGCAAGCUCUCGUGCGCAUCGCGUCUAAAGUGGGGGCCCCGCAAAGGCGGCAACGCCGCCUUUGCCGAUAAGCUGCACGAGAAGCUGGCCCUCAUGCUGCGGUACCCCGUCUACCCCUUCCUCGCCAGCAAGCCCGGUCUGUUGAACUUGAUCCCGUCGCUGCUUUACAGGGUGCAGCGCUGCAACAAGAAGGACGUCGAAGCGCUCAACAAGCUCCACGACUACUUGAGUGCCGCGAAGAACUAUGAAUGCCCUGAAAGUGUUGCCUUGCAUAUGCACUGGCUCGUAAACGAAUUCCUCCAGGCGGCGCCGCCGAGCAGCCUCCGCUCGUUUCGCAGCAGUGCGGCGGCGAAGCAUCUGAUCCUACCUCCCUUCCAUUCAUUGUCCGCUUUUCACGAUGCCGUCAAGAAGUUCCCGCGCAUCUCACGCAGCGCUGAGUCGAAGAAGCUGCCGGUCAACGCCACGCAGUCGAUCCUUCUGCUCACCGCCGACGCCGACGCGCUGCUGCCCGAAGGUGCAGCCAGUCAGGUCGCCCUUUCCUUCCGCCAACUUGGAGACUCGGUGCAGCUGCGUCAGCUUCGCGGUAUCGUGAACCAUCCGUGCGCUGUGCUGACGCCGUGUCUGGUGAACAAUUUGAAGAUGUUCAGGGAUCACGGGGUGUGGGCGGAUGAGGAUCAGUGCACGCUUGACGUCGCCCACAAGAUCGACUUCAUCAACGGUGCAACCGACAUCUACUACGGCACAGGCGACGCCUGGGACUUUGACAAGCCAAAUUCCGACGAAACAAACGGCGGUCGUGAUGAUGACGAGGGCGGCUUCCACUUUAAGUGGCGUUUCAUUGCUCGCGCACUGCUCGCGCUGCUGCUGCUUGGCGGCAUUGGUGCCGCCGGCUACUUUGCUUUCACCUAUCUUAAGACGAACGGCCCCUUCCACUACAGCCGCGUCAGCGACAACUUUUACGAAAACCUGCACCAAUAG
Leishmania mexicana MHOM/GT/2001/U1103 is the source of this 1809-nucleotide messenger RNA. RefSeq lists its product as hypothetical. NCBI's taxonomy places the organism in Eukaryota, Euglenozoa, Kinetoplastea, Trypanosomatida, Trypanosomatidae. Bases 1 to 1809 code for a protein of 602 amino acids. The record is from RefSeq and is a predicted model, not a curated record. The transcript has a single exon.